CACCCAUUUAGCAUCUACCCCUCACAUGAACAUGCAAUAGAGACCCGUCUAUACGUCGAGCCUGAAACGUACACGAUCUCGAGACAACAGAGGCAGGAGCCGUUCAGCCAGUCAAACAGCCGAACAGACAACACUUCGACCAUGACUCAACUCUACCGAGAUCCCUGGGCCAAGCGGGAGGCAUGGCGAAAGUCCCCCAUCUUCCAGAACAAGUCCAUGUUCAGGAACCUCUUUCCCGGUUUCGGAUGGGGUCUAGGAGCUUUCACCCUCUACGUUAUCUACGACGACUUUAUCGCUGCCAAGAAGCCCUCAAGUCAUCAUUAGGUCGAGAUUUCGGGAAU
Molecule: messenger RNA, 341 nt
Organism: Filobasidium floriforme
Lineage: Eukaryota; Fungi; Basidiomycota; Tremellomycetes; Filobasidiales; Filobasidiaceae
Product: NADH dehydrogenase 1 beta subcomplex subunit 3
Exons: 3
Coding region: 142-324 (60 amino acids)
Biological process (GO): electron transport chain; mitochondrial respiratory chain complex I assembly
Cellular component (GO): mitochondrion
Source: RefSeq, a predicted model, not a curated record